UUUGAGGUAGGCGAUUUUUAGGUGGCAUGAAGCAUUAAUUUAAUUUAUAUGCGUGAGCGCCAAAAUAUAUAAAUCUAUUGCAAAAAUUAUGUGGCACACGUUACAAGUUAGAGUGAAAAAGUAAAUUCUGCAAGUUAAUGUUAUUACUCAGUGAGUUAUAAAGUGUUUUAUGAAUUGUUUUGGUGCCAUUCACCUAUUGAUUUAUCUUAUGCCAGUGACCUGUUUUUCGUGUUUGUAAUAUGUAACUCGUAAAUAUUUAAUACAAUCAUUACGCCUCAGCUUACGGAUACAUUAAGAUGGACAUCUGAUUAGAAACCUGUGAUUUCAAGUUAAUACGAGUCAUGGAAGAGUUUAUAUUACACAGUGCAAUACGAUUUUUGUGAUGUGUUGCUUAUAUAAAAAGUAGAAUAUUUGUAAUUUCGUUAUGGUGUGUAAGUUUCACAAUGAUGACGCCAAUUGAGGAGAAAAAAGAUGAGAAGAUCCGCACAGGAAUGGUGCAGGUGUCGGAUGGCAAGUCCCGUCCGAGGCCCGCACGGCUCGUCCUCACAAUGGAUGCGGUGACCAUCCAGAGAGAGGUUGCCGUGCCUGUGCAGCCAAAGGAUAAGAGUGUGCCGCACGCUAGGGAACGGAUGGUCCAAAUUACCCGUCAGAAGGUUGGAGGUCUCGGCCUCAGCAUAAAAGGUGGAGCGGAACACAAGCUCCCUAUCCUCAUCUCCAAAAUUUACAAGGACCAGGCGGCAGACCAGACUGGACAGCUGUUUGUGGGGGACGCUGUCAUAAAAGUGAACGGCGAGUAUAUAACAGCGUGCAAACACGACGAUGCCGUCAAUAUAUUGAGAAACGCCGGCGAUAUAGUGGUUCUCACCGUGAAGCAUUACCGGGCCGCCACGCCGUUCCUACAAAAACAAGCCGAUGGGGCGUCAGACACUGACAGCAGUACUGGUGAUGACCACCCAUCUUUACACAACGCUGUGGACGCCAACUGUAAUGAGAAACCCUUGGAGCAUAUGAACGGCGGGUGGCAGAGCGCAUGGGGCUCCGCUGAAGAAGGUAGCAGGCCUAACAGCCGCUGCGGCUCCACGCGGGGCUCCCGACCCUCAUCAGUGGCUUCCGACCGCCUCAACAACGUGACCACUCUUGCGCACAACACGGAGUGGGUGGAUGUGGUCUCUGUUCCUCUGAUGAUGGGCUACGUCACGAGAUACGUCCUGGGGACGGAUAAACUCAGGCCUGGCGCAUUCGAGGUCCGCGGCGCACGUCCCCACAUGACGACGGGCAUCAUCCACACGGACGAGCCCGCCGCGCUCUCGCAGUGGCUCAAAUCCAUUUCGGACAAUAUCGUUGGGCUCACCAAUUUGCAGAUGAAACUGUUCAACCGCCACCUGCCGGCGGGCGAGCGCAUCGAGCACAUGGGCUGGGUCCACGAGGGCGUGGUGUCGGCGUCGCAGCCCGGCGGGCAGCUCUACACGCCGCAGUUCCUGGUGCUGAAGGGGACGGACGUGCUGCUGUUCCGGCAGCCCCCCGCCACGCUGGCCGAGCUGGCCAAGUGUCCGGAGGUGGUCAAGGUGUACCAGACGAUGUUCCGCACGGUGAAGGAGAGCGAGACGGUGGACUGGCGCCAGCACUGCUUCCUCGUGCAGAGCGGCGCGCCCGGACCCCACGCUCCGGGACCCAGGUACUUCAGCGCAGAAACGAGACAGGAACUGUUGAGGGUGGAGGCAGCGUGGACGGCCAAUAUCGUCAACUCAGUAAUUAGACUCGGGAAGAAGACCUUCACCGUAGUACAUCUGGGUAGAGCGGCAGGGCUCACGCUGGACUGGACGGCGGGGUUCUCUCUCAGCGAGGGCACCCCAGGGGCUCCUCCUGUGUGGUGUUACAGAUUUUCACAAUUAAGAGGUUCCAGCGAUGACGGCAAAUCCAAACUCAAAUUGCAUUUUCAAGACGCGGAGACAAAAGUUAUUGAAACUAAGGAAUUGGAAUGUCAGAUCCUCCAAAGCCUGUUGUUCUGUAUGCACGCGUUCCUCACGGCGAAAGUUGCUUCCGUAGAUCCGGCGUUUCUCGCGUCGAUACAUCAGAACAACUAAGAUGACCUCCUCAAACGUAUCCAUUGUUUGGGAUCUGAGAUCUAUAUACACUGGUUUACGUGACCAGUUAAGUUGAUACUUCUGUAUGUAGGCUAUUAAGGCAAUUUGAGUUCAAGAAAUAGUGGUGGUUGGUUUCUCAUAAAAUUGUUGAUGUUAUGUUAACGUUGACUCUUUUGUUCUUAUUAGUUGGAUUAAUCUAAAAAAUAUGUGGUGCGUUG
Messenger RNA from Amyelois transitella, 2302 nucleotides. RefSeq names its product gamma-1-syntrophin (gene Syn2). The transcript has 14 exons. The record is from RefSeq and is a predicted model, not a curated record. NCBI's taxonomy places the organism in Eukaryota, Metazoa, Arthropoda, Insecta, Lepidoptera, Pyralidae. The coding region runs from base 444 to 2084 and encodes 546 amino acids. Gene Ontology annotation, molecular function: protein binding; structural molecule activity. Gene Ontology annotation, cellular component: intracellular anatomical structure; dystrophin-associated glycoprotein complex.